AUGGCAAUGGUAACACCCUCACCGAAAGAAGUAAAUAUAUUAUUACUUGGAGAAACUGGUGUAGGAAAAUCCACAUUUAUCAAUGCUCUCUACAAUUAUCUUAAGUUUGAUACAUUAAACGAUGCGUUAUCUGGAAAUAUGGAAAUAUUGAUCCCAUCAAAGUUCACAGUAACGGAUGAAGAUUAUGAGUUUAGAACUAUAGAACUUGGGGAUGAUUCAAACGAAAAUUUAGCAAAUGUUGGAAUGUCAGCCACUCAAUCAUGUAAAGAAUAUCAAUUUGACUUAGGAGAUGUUAUCGUAAGAUUUAUUGAUAGUCCAGGAAUUGGUGAUACUAGAGGAAUUGAUAAAGACAAAGAAAACUUUGAAAAUAUUCUCAAAUAUAUCAGCAAUUACGAAUAUUUAAAUGGAAUUUGUAUUCUUCUCAAGCCAAAUAGUGCUCGAUUAACUAUAUUAUUCAAAUUUUGUAUACAAGAAUUAUUAUCUCAUUUGCAUAAGAGUGCCAAAGACAACAUUGUUUUUUGUUUCACUAAUUCUAGAGGAACUCUUUAUCGUCCAGGUGAUACAUUACCAGCGCUUAAAGAACAACUCCGUAAACUUGAACAAAGAUCUAGUGUUGAAAUAAAGACGAACAAAGAAACCAUGUACUGUUUUGAUAACGAAUCAUUUCGAUUUCUAGCUGCAACCAAAAAUGGUGUAAAAUUUAGUAAGGAAGAUGAAAUAAGCUUUGCAGAAAGUUGGAAAAGAUCAAUAAAUGAAUCUGUAAGACUAUUUGAAUACCUUUCUUACCGUAAACCUCACAAAGUACAAGAUACUUUAACACUCAAUGAAGCUAGAAAUAUUGUAUUACAUCUCGCUAAACCUCUUGCAGCCAUAGAACAAAAUAUUCAAACAAAUAUUAACCUGAUUAAAGAUCGGCAAAAAGAAAUUGAUAGUUGCGCUGAAUCUAUUCAAGAUCUUAAAAAGAGAUUGUCUAUUCCUCAGCGAGUCCUUGAACCAAAACAACUAGGAUAUCCCAGAACGGUAUGCACUGGUUGCAAUUAUGAAUGUGUAGAUGGGAAUUUUAACUACAAAUCUCAUUGCCAUGAACAUUGUUAUUUGGAUGGGGUUGUGACUGAAAUGCUUAAUAAUGCCAAAUUAUUAAAUUGUGCGGCUAUGCAAAAGAAUGGAACUUGUCAAGUAUGUGGUUGCAAUUAUGCGAUACAUAUGCAUAUGACUGUUGAGUACUACAAUAAAACUAUAAAUGCUAUUGAUAAGAAUGUGGAAAAACAAAUUAAUGAUAAAAAUUCAUUUAAAGUAACAAAAGAAACUGCCAUAAAAAGUUGCGAACAAAAACGCAGACAACUAGAAAGUGAACAAAAGAAGAUAACAGAAAUUAAUAUCCUGUUCGCAAAAUUUCUAAGACAAAGUGCGAUAGCCACAUUUAAUGAUUCAUAUGCCGAAUACCUGGAUCUUUUCAUACGUGAAGAAAAAGCCAAGAAAAGUCAUGACCCCGCCAAUUAUAAUAAUGCAAUUAUUGAAGGACUUGAAAAGACGAAAAGAGAAUAUAUGGCAAAAAUUGAAAUUAUAAAAAAAGCUAUCGCAUCUAAUGAUUCUUCUGGAGAUAUAAUCACUUCAGAAGAUAUAAUCAAAUAUGAAAAAGAAUUAUAUAAUUUGGAAAUCAAUGGGGAAACUUUGAAAAAUUUGAAAUUUACGGCGCAACGUGGUCAAGCUUUUGCAUUUAAUCAACAUCGAUCUAAUACUAAUAGUAAUAGACGUAAAUCAGCAUCUAAACUUUUUGCUCGAAUAUAUAGGCGUUAA
Messenger RNA from Dentiscutata erythropus, 1797 nucleotides. The record is from the annotation of a GenBank genome assembly. Lineage: Eukaryota; Fungi; Glomeromycota; Glomeromycetes; Diversisporales; Gigasporaceae.